Molecule: messenger RNA, 669 nt
Organism: Setaria italica (foxtail millet)
Lineage: Eukaryota; Viridiplantae; Streptophyta; Magnoliopsida; Poales; Poaceae
Product: E3 ubiquitin-protein ligase SP1
Exons: 6
Coding region: 1-669 (222 amino acids)
Biological process (GO): organelle organization; protein ubiquitination
Molecular function (GO): ubiquitin-protein transferase activity
Source: RefSeq, a predicted model, not a curated record
AUGGCACUGGGCGCCUCAUACGGGUACCUUCCUCUUGUAACUCUCUCUGGACGAGUUGGAUCAGACACACCAAUUGUCGGUGAGCAGAGUGGCCUGGAAGCUGUAACACAGAUCUUUCUGAAGAAGCAGGAGGAGGAUGUUAAGGAAUACAUGGUGGUAAAGAAGACGAAGGAUGAAGAUGGUACUGAAAUGAUAAUGGUCAGGAAGAAGGAAAAUGAUAAUGAACGAUGGGUUCAAUGUUCAGAGCAGAUAUCUUCUAAAAGAAAAGAGGUUCCUUGGUACCUGGAUGAUGGUACUGGGCGUUUGGAGGUUGUUAGGGCUCAUAAUGCAGAUGGCUCUAUAUUACGCCUUGAAAGUGUGGACUUUGAGAAGCAACCUCGAACAUGUGGAUGUGAAUGCUCAAUCAAGAUACUUGGACUAAGGAGAACUGAGUGGACUCUUCCGACAGGCACUAACUUAACUGUCGUUGGCGAGGCUGUUAAAGGUAAUUCUGGAGAAAUUCUGAUCAAACGUCCAAGAAAUGGCGGGCCGUUCCACGUUUCAAGAAGUAGCAUUGACAAAAUUGUCUCAAAUCUUGGCAGUGACGCGAGGUGGUGCCAGUUUUGGGCCGUGACAUUUGCAACUUCUGGCGCAUUUCUUCUUGGAAUUGGAGGCUAUGCAAUGUGCUGA